UGUUAAUUUGUUUUGACUUUAAGAAACGUUAAACAUAACCUAUAUUAAUAAUUAUUGAGAGUGUUUACCUAAAUUAAUUAUUUUUUGUUGAAAUAUGCCGAGAGAUAGGGAUGUUUCGCACAGAUCCAGGUAUGAAUCAAAAACCAGAAGGAGUCGUAGCAGGACAAGGUCAAGGGAUAGACGUGAAAAAUAUGAAUCAAAAUCCAGUAGGCAAAGGGAAUUUGAUAGUAAAUCUAGGAAUCAGUCAAAAAGCAAGAACAAGAAAAAGAAGGAUGAUAGAGCAAGGUCCAGUUCAAACUCGAGUGCUGACAGUAGCAGCAGUGGAAGCUCAGAUACUUCAAUGAAGUUGUUGAAGAAGCUGGAAACUGAAAGGCUACGGCAAGCAGAUGAUAAGAAAAAGAAAAAGGAACUUAUGAAAGCUAAUGAAACACCAGAAGAAAAGAGAUUGAGGAGAUUGAAGAAAAAAGAUGACAAAGAGAGGAAAAGAAAGGAAAGAAUGGGGUGGGAUAAUGAAUAUCUGCAUUAUACCAACACUGACAAUCCAUUUGGUGAUGGUAAUUUGUUGUCUACAUUUGUUUGGACUAAGAAAAUGGCUAAAGAUGGUUUAAUUGGUGCAAGCCAUGAGGAAUUGGAAACCAGGAAUAGGUAUAAACAGGAAGAGAAUAAGAGAGAGCUUGAAAAGGUCAAGAAGAGGAGAAUUGAAAGGGAAUUGGAAAGACAGCAGAGGGAGGAAGAGAUGCAGUUAAUGCAACGCAGUAAAGAAGCUGCGCAAUUCGAAGAAUGGGAGAAGCAAGAGGAUCAAUUUCAUUUGGAGCAAGCUAGAUUAAGGUCGCAUAUAAGAAUACAAGAAGGAAGAGCGAAACCAAUUGACUUAUUGGCAAAGUACAUAAACACUGAAGAAGAGGUUGAUGCUGUGGAAAUGCAUGAACCGUAUACAUAUCUUAAUGGUCUGCAGACUAAAGAUCUGGAGGAUCUUGUUGAGGACAUUAAAGUUUAUAAGGAGCUGGAAAGGGGGAAGAACUUGGAUUAUUGGAACGACAUUACUGUGAUCGUGGAAGAUGAACUGCACAAAAUGAGGAAGCUGGAGAAACAAGAUGAAUACGAUAUGAUGAAUCGGCGUGAAGGAAUCCAUCAGUCAGUUGCUAAAGAUGUUACUAACGUAUUCAAGGGAAAGACGUCCACUCAGUUAGCCCAAUUGCAAACUUCCAUUGAAACGAAAAUUAAUGGUAAAGCUGACGGAAUCGAUAUUGGGUAUUGGGAAUCUUUACUCUCGCAAUUAAAAGCUCAUAUGGCACGAGCUAGGCUGAGGGAUAGACAUCAAGAAAAUUUGAGAAAGAAGUUGCAGGUGCUUAAAGCAGAACAAGGCGUUGUGCUUCCAAUUGCACCUGAAGCAAAUAUCACACCUCCUACUAAAGAUGUUGUUAGUACGUGUGAGAACGAUUCUGAACCUGGUCCAAGUUCUUCGAAAAUAGAAGAUGAAAUUGUUGAAAGUGAGCCAGAGGAUGUCGGUAAUAUAAUAAUCAAGGAAUGCUUUGCCUCGUAUGAAGCUGGUGGGUAUAGUCCGAAAUACCUAUCGUCCAACGAUUUAGAACCUGGAACAAUUGUGGUUAGUGAAAAGGAUGAUGAUAAAAGGAUACAGUAUGCAAGAGUGCGCAUUUUAGGAACUGGUAAUAAAGACGAAAUCACGGUAUCCAAGGAUGAUAUGCUACUAAUCAAAGAAGCGCGUAAAGGUAUGGGCGAUGACGAAGCUCAAUUUUCGGUGGAAUCGGUUUUGGAUAGCCAAAUUUACUUGUGGUCCGACAAGUAUCGUCCCAGGAAACCGCGAUACUUCAACAGGGUGCACACUGGCUUCGAAUGGAACAAAUACAAUCAGACCCAUUACGACAUGGACAAUCCACCGCCGAAGAUUGUGCAAGGAUACAAAUUUAAUAUAUUUUAUCCGGAUCUAAUAAACAAAAAUAGUACACCGGAGUAUUAUCUGACACCAUGUCCUGAAAAUAGGGAAUUCGCAAUUUUGCGUUUCCAUGCUGGUCCACCCUACGAAGACAUCGCCUUCAAGAUCGUAAAUCGGGAGUGGGAGUAUUCGUACAAGAGAGGUUUUCGGUGUCAGUUUCACAACAACAUUUUCCAACUGUGGUUCCACUUCAAACGUUACAGAUACCGCAGAUGAACAUACUAUUUUUAUACGGAAAUACUUUUAUUUGUAUACAAUAUAAAAAUCAUUUACUUGGAGAUUUAAGUACAAUUAAU
This is a messenger RNA of Nicrophorus vespilloides, 2250 nucleotides long. RefSeq names its product cactin (gene cactin). Gene Ontology annotation, biological process: mRNA cis splicing, via spliceosome. The record is from RefSeq and is a predicted model, not a curated record. Gene Ontology annotation, molecular function: protein binding. Gene Ontology annotation, cellular component: spliceosomal complex; cytoplasm. The transcript is spliced from 9 exons. The coding region runs from base 95 to 2170 and encodes 691 amino acids. NCBI's taxonomy places the organism in Eukaryota, Metazoa, Arthropoda, Insecta, Coleoptera, Silphidae.